Messenger RNA from Perca flavescens (yellow perch), 4833 nucleotides. Its product is annotated as disheveled-associated activator of morphogenesis 1. The transcript is spliced from 26 exons. The record is from RefSeq and is a predicted model, not a curated record. Gene Ontology annotation, molecular function: actin binding; small GTPase binding. Gene Ontology annotation, cellular component: stress fiber. Gene Ontology annotation, biological process: actin cytoskeleton organization. The coding region runs from base 741 to 3896 and encodes 1051 amino acids. NCBI's taxonomy places the organism in Eukaryota, Metazoa, Chordata, Actinopteri, Perciformes, Percidae.
UUCUGCCUGCCUGGGACAGAGAGACACACCGCAGACACUGAUCCAAACUCCAAAAAAAUGGAAAAAGGAAGAAGUAGAAGAAUACAGAGACCAGAGCAGGUGUUGUACAGAUAGCAUGGAGUUACAUUUAAGAGGAUUUGUAUUUUUCUUGGACACCUAACUGCAAGUUUCUGCCAAAACUUUAAGAGAAACUGUCUGAAUCAACAUCGGAUUUUAUAUUUAGGCUACACACAUUCUAACUGAACAAACUUGUUGUGGAUUAUAACUGAAGACUCUUCUGUUUGGACAUUUUCAAUUCAACUCCAGCUCUAAGUGAAAGUGCCACCAGCUGAUUUUUAGUUCCAGAUUUGGUAUCUGUGUUUAUUUUUCGUCGUAAUUGUCAUCUUAGGAAAGUUUAAAUCUGUGUCUUUGGAGUUGAAGAUUUCAGUACAACUUUCUGACUUUUUCUUUCCUUGUUUCAUACUCUGUAUCUCUCUGUUUUAUCUAUUUGUUGCAUUAUGUAGAACAUGUCAAACAUGUUCUCAGAAGAAAGUCACAGUAGUCUUCAGUGCUGUUUUAAUGUUGGGAAUGACAUCAGAGUUUCAGUGAGAGCAGAGUGAGUGACUGAUCUGAUCUGAUGUGAAUGGACUACACACACUGCCAGGAGCUGAACACGGCAUCUCACCGCAUCGCAUAGAAGUGGAUCACAAAGAAUAUAACUGUGGUGUUCCUCUUUAAGUCAAUACUUCGCCAAAGUAACCAUGGCGUCCCGAGGGAAGCCCAGCCAGGGGCGUGGCCUAUCCUUUCUGUUUCCUUGCUGCUACAAAGACAGCGACCAACCAGAGAUCACCGUGUGUGAAAACAUGAACACUAUGGCUGCACUGGAGCCCACCCUGCCCAUGCCCCCCCUUCAAGAGCUGGACUCUAUGUUCACUGAGCUGGUGGAUGAACUGGACCUUACAGAUGAGCACAGAGCUACCAUGUUUUCUUUGCCAGCAGAGAAGAAAUGGCAGCUGUACUGUAGUAAGAAAAUGGAGGCAGAGGAGAAUAAAGGAGCAACCAGAUGGCCAGAGUAUUAUAUUGACCAGCUCAGGUCCAUGGCUGCUAGGAGGACUCUGCUGGCACUGGAGGAUGAGGGGGAGCAGGGGAGGCAUACUAUCGUAGACGGUCUAAAGACAGCGCUGCGGACACAGCCAAUGAGGUUUGUGACGCGAUUCAUCGACCUGGAUGGCCUGUCUUGCAUCCUGAAUUUCCUGAAGUCGAUGGACUACGAGACCAGCAACUCUCAGGUCCACACGUCUCUGAUCGGCUGCAUAAAAGCUCUGAUGAACAACUCUCAGGGCAGAGCUCACGUCCUGGGUCACUGCGAGAGCAUUAAUAUCAUCGCACAAAGUCUCACCACUGAAAGCAUCAAAACCAAGGUUGCGGUGUUAGAGAUCCUUGGUGCAGUAUGUUUGGUGCCAGGAGGCCACAAGAAAGUACUGGAAGCCAUGAUGCACUACCAGAAAUAUGCCUUGGAGAGAACGCGCUUUCAGACCCUGCUGACAGACUUGGACAGAUCCACAGGCCGCUACAGAGAUGAAGUCAGUCUGAAGACUACCAUUAUGUCCUUCAUCAAUGCUGUGCUCAGCCAGGGAGCAGGAGAGACCAGUCUGGAGUUCCGUAUCCAUUUGCGCUACGAGUUUCUGAUGUUGGGCAUUCAGCCGAUCAUUGACAAACUACACUCCAAUGACAACGCCACCCUGAACAGACAUCUGGACUACUUUGAGAUGUUGAGGAACGAAGACGAGCUUCAGAUGUCCAAACAGUUUGAUGUUGUCCAUAUAGAAACUAAAAGUGCCAGCCAGAUGUUUGAGCUGAUAAAGAGAAAUCUGAGCCACACUGAAGCUUACCCUCACCUCCUGUCUGCCCUGCAGCACUGUCUCAUUAUGACACGUAAGCAGCACCGCAACACCCUUCAGUACUGGGUGUUGUUGGAUCGGAUAAUUCAGCAGCUGGUUCUGCAGACGGACAAAGGUGAAAACCCUGAUGUCGCUCCGCUGGAGGACUUCAACGUAAAAAACAUUGUGCGCAUGCUCAGCCAGGAGAACGAGGUCAAACAAUGGAAAGAACAAGCUGAUAAAAUGAGGAAAGAGCAUCAGAACUUACAGCAGCGUCUGGAAAAGAAAGAGAGGGAGUGUGAGGCCAAGAAUGAGGAGAAAGAAGAGAUGGUGGCGAUGCUGAACAAGAUGAAAGACAAACUGGAGCGAGAGAGCAACGACCACAAGCAAGCCCGACUACAAGUGGAAGAACUGUCGGCUCGGCUGCAGCAGCUCAACUCGAUUUCUAGUGUUCCAGGAGGACCUCCUGUGACUUCGGGUAGUUUAUUUCCUCCUGGUCCUGGUCAAGACCCAUCUUCCUCCUCUUCUCUUCCUCCUCCACCACCACCUCCUCCUCCGCCUCCAGGAGGCCCACCAGGUUUUGGCGUGGCUCCUCUUGCUCCACCUCUUCCACUCGGGGUUUCACUAGGAAGUGCCCAGAAGAAGAAUAUUCCUCAGCCGUCUAACCCACUGAAGUCUUUCAACUGGAGCAAACUGCCCGAGAACAAGAUAAAUGGAACCAUUUGGAAAGAGAUCGACGAUGCCAAGGUGUUUAAAGUCCUGGAUCUGGACGAGCUCCAGAGGACCUUCUCAGCUUACCAGAAACCACAAAAGGAUGCAGGGGACGACCUCGCUUUAGCUAAGAAGGUCAAGGAGCUGUCAGUAAUCGAUGGUCGCCGAGCACAGAACUGUAACAUCCUGCUCUCACGGCUGAAGCUGACCAAUGAGGAGAUCCGCCAUGCCAUCCUGACCAUGGAUGAACAAGAAGACUUACCUAAAGACAUGCUGGAGCAGCUCCUGAAGUUUGUUCCUGAGAAGAGUGACAUUGAGCUGUUAGAAGAACACAAGCAUGAGCUGGAACGUAUGGCCAAAGCUGACCGCUUCCUCUAUGACAUGAGCAGCAUCAACCACUAUCAACAGAGGCUCCAGUCUCUCUACUUCAAGAAGAAGUUUGCUGAAAGAGUAGCUGAAGUCAAACCUAAAAUCAAAGCUCUGAGUCUUGCGUCCAGGGAGUUGCUACAGAGCGGGACGCUGCGUCAGCUCCUAGAGGUGGUUCUGGCCUUCGGGAACUACAUGAACAAAGGACAACGGGGAAACGCCUACGGAUUUCAAGUGUCCAGUCUCAACAAGAUAGCUGACACCAAGUCAAGCAUUGACAGAAACGUCACUCUGCUCCACUACAUGAUCACUGUACUGAAAAAGACGUUCCCUAAGGUUGCAGCUUUCAGCCAAGAUCUGCAAAGUGUGCCUGAAGCUGCUAAAGUCAAUAUGACAGAGUUGGAGAAGGACAUGGGCAAUCUGAGAUCUGGCCUAAAAAGUGUUGAGGCGGAGCUACAGUACCAGCAGGGUCAAUCCUCUCGGAGUCUUGCCGAUAAGUUUGUCCCUGUGGUCAGUCAGUUCAUCACUGUGGCCUCCUUCAGCUUCUCUGAUGUAGAGGAGUCUCUCAGUGAGGCCAAAGAAGUGUUUGAAAAGGCACUGAGACAUUUUGGAGAAGACCCGUCCAACCUGCAGCCGGAUACGUUCUUUGGGAUCUUUGACACUUUCCUCACAGCUUUCUCAGAGGCCGAGCAGGACAACGAGAACAUGGUCAGACGCAAGGAGGAAGAGGAGAGACGGGCACUCAUGGAGGCACAGCUGAAGAAAGACAGGGAACAGAAGGCAAGGAAAGGCAAAGCCAAUGAAGAGGAGGAGGGCGGUGAGUUCGAUGACUUGGUGUCCGCUCUGCGCUCUGGAGAGGUGUUUGAUAAGGAUCUGUCCAAAAUGGACCGUAGGAGACAGCGGAGAGGUAACUUGGUGGACAUCAGCCGGGAGAGAGCCGUAACCAAACUGAACCAGUAACAGGACACCAUUUAACCCUUUGAAUGUGUUGUGUUUGUUGGUAUAGUGAAAAGCAGACACUGGAGCUGUUAAAAUGUAAUUUAUGAACCGUCAUGAAUGUAUCUUAAUGUAUUGACAUGAAGCAGAACACUGUUCCUUUUUGUGCUUUUAUAAUUAUUGAAUAAUAAUAAUUGCCAAAACAGUCUCAGUCUGCUUUGGCCAGUUUUGAGGGUUUUUAUGUUCUUUUGGUUUUUUUUAAAAGGAGAAAGAGAAUAGUAACAAAAAAAGACAUAUAUGUUCUCAGAUAUAUGAUAACUUAUCGUGUUAUAGUAACCCUAUAUAAUGUCAAAUUUAUAACCUACCAAAUAGAAAAACUAUAAUUUAGUAACUGUCACAUUAAGUGACUUUAAACAAAAGUUUGUAAAUAUCUACACAAUUGUGUCCUGCAGAAAUUGCAUUUUAAUUGCACUAAAGUUGAUGUAUUCAUUUUUUAUAUUUCAAAUAAUUUUGAACCAAACACUUUAACAAACAUAGAUUCACUGUUCAAAAUCGAAACUAAAUUCAAUGGCGAUUCAACCUUGGUCCCUGACGUUGUUUCAACCGCGAAUAAAUGUUGAAAUGCCGUCUGGGAAUAUAUUUAUUGUUAUAGUUCUUGGUGUGGACGGUUCUUAACCAAGGAUCAGUAUUAUCAGUUGAUACGAGUAUAUACAAAAGUCCAGGUGUGUUAUUUAUAAGAAUUACAGUCCCCUAACGAGGCUUGUUCACCAGCAGCUGUAGCUUUUCCAUAGACUAGACAUCAAGCGUCUAACACUACCUAGCGUUUCAAUCAAAUAUGUAUAGAUGGCCAAAUAACCAAUGGGCGGCCACUGAGUUGGGUCAUUAAUCCACUAACCUGACUCCGCCAGAUGGAUUGCUUCGCAUUUGCUCGGCAUAUCCAUCUGGGAACUUUCCGUUGGAG